This is a messenger RNA of Nezara viridula (southern green stink bug), 1709 nucleotides long. NCBI's taxonomy places the organism in Eukaryota, Metazoa, Arthropoda, Insecta, Hemiptera, Pentatomidae. The record is from the annotation of a GenBank genome assembly.
CAAAUGUUAGAAUAUAUUUAUUUUUGACUUUUAGAGGUUUAGUUGAAACAGUUAAUUUUUUAGGUUAGGAAGAUAUCAGACAAUUUAUGAAGAAUUAUUUUUUAUGAAAAAAUGACUCUAAGGUCUACAUAGAUAAAAGGGAUUUACAGAAGAAAUAAUCAAUCUAGUGGUUUGAUACACUUCUUUUAAUGGAUAGAAAACGCAAGGAUGUUAGCUGUUCCACGAAAAUAAGAUCUAUAAUAAGAAAAAUAAGUGACAAUAAAAAAUUGUUAGAGAAAAUAUUAACCGAUUUAAGAAAUACGACAGACGACGAGAGUUCUGACCUGUCUAUAGAUUUUGAAGGAGAUUUUAUAAAUAAUAAAGAGAAGUUACUGCUCUUGACUCGGAGUGAGUCGCGAAAAGAAUCAGAUUUAAAGAGACUAGCUCAAAAGUUAUCAUUUUUGGAACCGUUUCGCCAAUAUCCACAGUCAAUAAUAAGAAAAUUAGUGAAGUAUAGCCGACUUAUUGGCUUCGAAGCGGGAAGAAUACUCUUAGAUGCAGGUGACAAACCGCUUUGUGCUUACUUUAUACUCAGUGGUGAAGUCAAAGUGAAUUUCGACAAAGUGAUUGAUCCUAUUCAGAGGUUGUUGGAAACAAUAUACAAUGGAGAACUCCGCGGACAUGUGCAACAAUUGAAGACAAAAACAUAUGGCCGUGGCAACUUGAUUGGCAUGAAUGAAUUUUUGUAUAAUGAGGCUAGGCCAAGCCGUAUGUUUGUUACGAAAGAUGUACUCUGUAUCCAGUUCAAGAAAAAGUAUAUCAUACCAACGCUGCUACCAUUGAUCAAUCAAUGGUGUAUGGUUUUCGAAUAUCUGAGUGAGUUCGAAAUAUUUAAAUAUUUGGAAUUCGAAGCCAAGAGAGAACUAAGCACUAUAGGAAAGGUUAAAAAGUACCAAGCUCGUUCAUUAAUUGAAGCAACCGAUACUUCGUAUUUCCUAAUUGAAGGUGAGAUAACUGUUAUUCAACGACUCCUCGUUGAAAAUUAUCGUUUUAACAGAAAACCCCAAAAAAGAUUGUACCACGACCAGAAUGCAUUGGAAUACGGAAACAACGUAGAAUCUAUUUUUAUGAAAGUUUGUGUUUUGAGCAAAGGCUCGUACUUCGGUUUAGGUGAAAGGAUCUCAAAGAGCAAGCUUUGGACUAGUGAUACCUGCCGCGUUCUAUAUUUCUCAAAACAAAAAUUAUUGCAAUACGGAUCGCCUGAAGUAUGGAAUGCGAUAAAAGCUCGUCUUGAUGCCAUGUACCCUCCAGACGAUGAAAUAUUCAAAAUCUUUCAGUACGGCAGGGAUUGGUUGAAUUAUAAAAAAGAUCUUUUAUGCCAGUUGAACAGGGGAAGAGGUCUUGCUACAAUCCAUGAGGUACCAGUAACAUUGAGAUGUAUGAAAUUGAAGCGAUCAUUUAUGAGAAAUGUAAAUAUGACAACAAUUCCUGACUAUCUUGUUGGGGGAAGUGAUCCUCUUGAGGAUGAAAUCAACCAUCCGUUUGUCUUGGACGAGGGAGGUCCGCUUCGGGAGUACAUGUUUGGUCGGUUUAAGACAGAGCCACCUCAUUCAUUCGAAAAUACGAAUGUAGAAGAAAAGGUCGACAACAGAGGGUCCGUGGAAUAUGAAACAUUUCCGUCGUUCCUCAAUUAUGAUUUGCUUAAGUAAAGAUAUUUCAUUUUGUAAGAA